This is a messenger RNA of Babjeviella inositovora NRRL Y-12698, 153 nucleotides long. RefSeq lists its product as uncharacterized. Lineage: Eukaryota; Fungi; Ascomycota; Pichiomycetes; Serinales. Gene Ontology annotation, biological process: outer mitochondrial membrane organization. The transcript has 2 exons. Bases 1 to 153 code for a protein of 50 amino acids. The record is from RefSeq and is a predicted model, not a curated record.
AUGAAGUUUCCCAAUAUUUGGCGUAUCUUUGCAUCUUUCCGCACAGAAGAGGAGGAAAGACAACAGUCACGCAAAGCGUUUUUCAACUUGGUAGGGUUUUUGGCAACCUGUGUGGUGUUUUCGUUUGUUGCACAGAAGAAGAUCAAAGCCUAA